AUGCCUCAACCACACGGAAACCACCAAACCGGUUAUGGCAGCAUACCUCUUUACUUGGCCCAACACCACCAUGCACCUCCCAGUGUCAACAAAUCUGGAUCCGAGAUUUACCCCCUUGGAAGUUUCUCUCCGGGCAUAGGGCACCCCAACUCUUACGUCGGACCAAACCUCUUCGGAAAUUCUGCUCAAGCCCCUACUUGCUCGCGCGGUAUCGGCGCCUCCCCUCAUGAUUACCAAUCCUUGCAGAAUUCAUCUGGCUUCCCAGUCGCAGCGCAUGGUACUCCGGUCCAGCUUUCACACUCUCCUGCCUCUCAAUCAAACUACUCCGGCCACAUUGGCCCGCAGGGGCACCAUUCCCAAGUUCUGUUCCUGCAAUCUCCUCUCGAGCGCGCUGCACCCCCUACUCAAUUGUUGCAGUCCACACCGCAAGGUUCUCCUUUCGAAUACACUUUUUCCUCUCCACUUCCUGGAAGGAAUCCAUCAUUCCAGUUCUCCGCCCCUCCUGUCUCAAAACCGCCUCCGAAAAAGCGUGCGCCACGUCGCAAAGCGCCUUCUCGCUCUUUCGCCAAGGAUGCGGUCCCACUUGCGCCAACCCCAGCAGCUCCUGCCGAAGCUAGUUCAGCAGAAACCCAGACGCGCAUUCCGUUGUCCGAUGCUCCUCAAUCCCAGGAAGCCAGCUCUGCGAAUGGCCCCAAUGUGGAAGACUCAUUUGACGACUCUCCACCAUCCAAAAGGCAACGUGCCCCCCCCCCCCCGAAGUUAUGGAGAAGAUUCAAACCGAACCCCUUGACCAACUCCGAGACCGCGCAACCAGAUACGCUAUGUAUGUCCGCCUGA
Messenger RNA from Puccinia triticina, 837 nucleotides. RefSeq lists its product as uncharacterized. The transcript is spliced from 2 exons. The record is from RefSeq and is a predicted model, not a curated record. Bases 1 to 837 code for a protein of 278 amino acids. NCBI's taxonomy places the organism in Eukaryota, Fungi, Basidiomycota, Pucciniomycetes, Pucciniales, Pucciniaceae.